AUGCCUGCGCGUAAAGUUGAUAAUAUAAUAGUAUCUCAAAGUUGGGACAAAAUCGAAGACUGGAAAUUUGAGGAGCGUUGUGGUAUGAUAACUGCGGAUACUUUCUUCUCCGAUCAGAAGUACCUGUUCUUGCAUAAUAUAUAUUCAAAUGACCAGCCUGCGCGCCGACAGUCAUAUGGACGAAACAAUGACACUGGCCCCAGAAAUACCUACCCCAGUGAUUCCAGUACCAGCACCAACGAUUCCAGCACCAACGAUUCCAGCACCAACGAUUCCAGCACCAACGAUUCCUGCCCCAGCAAAUCCUGCACUUAUGGAUCUGGAUAG
This is a messenger RNA of Penicillium psychrosexuale, 327 nucleotides long. RefSeq lists its product as uncharacterized. NCBI's taxonomy places the organism in Eukaryota, Fungi, Ascomycota, Eurotiomycetes, Eurotiales, Aspergillaceae. The record is from RefSeq and is a predicted model, not a curated record. The transcript is spliced from 2 exons. The coding region runs from base 1 to 327 and encodes 108 amino acids.